This is a messenger RNA of Balearica regulorum gibbericeps (East African grey crowned-crane), 1563 nucleotides long. RefSeq names its product ankyrin repeat and death domain containing 1B (gene ANKDD1B). Gene Ontology annotation, molecular function: protein binding. Gene Ontology annotation, biological process: signal transduction. The record is from RefSeq and is a predicted model, not a curated record. Lineage: Eukaryota; Metazoa; Chordata; Aves; Gruiformes; Gruidae.
AUGAAGGGGCUGAGCCACCUGCUCUGUGCUGAGGAGGAUGCCGUGGAGGGAGUCAUGGCAGCUAGCCAUGAUGGCCUAUUGCCAGAUGAGAGAGAAUUUCAGUAUGCUGCUAAAAUGAACAAUUUGGAAACCAUGGAAAAGCUGUUGAAAAAGAAUGUUAAUAUAAAUGCUGUAGAUACUCUGAAGCGCACCGCAUUCCAUUUUGCUGUUGCGAGAAGCCAUAUAUCAGUGGUGGAUUUUCUUCUCCAUCACAAAGCUAGACUUGAUAUGGUGGAUCAGCAUGGCCUGACAGUGAUUCAUCUUGCAGCUUGGACUGGAAAUCUGGAUAUAAUGCGAAAAUUAGUCAAAGCUGGCGCUGAUCAAAAGGCUAAGAAUGAGGAAGGAAUGAAUGUACUGCACUUUGCAGCUCAGAACAACAGCGUUAAAAUAGUUGAUUAUUUUCUCCAAGAUCUUCACCUGAAUGACUUGAACAAGCCUGAUGGGAAAGGUAAAAAGCCAUUUCUUCUGGCAUCUGAAAAAGGCCAUGUUGACAUGAUAAACACUUUGAUUACUCUGAAGCUGUUUACCUCUGAAAAAGAUAAGGAGGGAAACACAGCAUUGCAUCUAGCAGCCAAAAAUGGUCACGGCAAAGUUGUAGAAAUUCUGCUUCAACAGUGGGAGGAAAUAAAUGACCUCAAUCAGAAUGGAGAAACUCCAUUUUACUUGUCUGUUGAAGGAGGACAUGAAAAAUGUGCUGAACUCUUACUGGAAGCAGGGAGUGACAUCAAUAUUUUAACUCAAAACAAAAGCAGUGCUUUGCAGAUUGCAAUUCAGAAUAGACAUCUAUCCUUGGUCACUUUUCUUAUUGAUAAGAAUAUUGACCUGGUCCCUAAACCUGAGCAGAAGAAUUCCCCUCUCCAUUUAGCAGUCAUCAAUAAUCAUCUACCAGUAGUAAAAAGCCUCUUGGAUGCCAAUCAUGAUAUAAACUCCUUAAAUCAUAGGCAGGAAACCCCUCUACAUCUGGCAGCUGAUCUUGGCAAUGUGGAGCUGGUGGAAGUGCUGCUGAAGGCAGGCUGCGAUCUCAAGACUGUGGAUAAGCAUGGAAAAACUGCACUAGCUGUAGCAUCAAGGAGCAAUCACGCCCUCAUUGUAGAUAUGAUCAUUAAAGCAGAAAGGUAUUAUGCCACGAAACAGGAACAUCUAGCUCAUAGUGACGAUAGGUCAGAUUUCAGCUUGUCCUUCAAACAAGAUCAUAGUACACAGACCAAGCAAAUUCGUUCAUCCCUGUGGAAUCUAGCAUACAACCAGCUAAAACCCCAGGAAUGGAAAAAACUGGCCCUGUUCUGGAAGUUCACAGAUGAACAAAUUAAAGCUAUUGAAGAACAAUGGACAGGGAAAAAAAGUUAUAAGGAACACGGAAACAGGAUGUUGCUCAUCUGGUUACACGGCAUAUUGCUGGCUCAUCAGAACCCUGUCAAGCAUAUGUAUGAAAAUCUGGUGGAAGCAGGAUUUCAGCCUUUAGCUGAGAAGAUCAGAGCUGCAAGUGACACUGACAUGGACUCCAGAAAAUGUGCCAUUUCAUGA